Messenger RNA from Dreissena polymorpha, 4227 nucleotides. Its product is annotated as kelch domain-containing protein 10-like. NCBI's taxonomy places the organism in Eukaryota, Metazoa, Mollusca, Bivalvia, Myida, Dreissenidae. Gene Ontology annotation, molecular function: protein binding. Gene Ontology annotation, biological process: positive regulation of stress-activated MAPK cascade. The coding region runs from base 119 to 1375 and encodes 418 amino acids. The record is from RefSeq and is a predicted model, not a curated record. The transcript has 2 exons.
AACCACAUCAGUUAAGUGUAACCGAUAAUGAUUUGGAGUGGUUUGUAACCAGAACUCUCGGGAUUUACCGUCAGGUUACGGAAUCGCCGGAACUCAGUAAAAAAGUAAACAAAUACAAAUGGCUGCGAAGACAGAUCUUGCUACAGCUGUCGAAAAACAUUUUUGUUCGAGCACAGUGAGAUUCCGAAAUAUUCACCCGAAAUACAAACCGUAUGACAAAAAACGACCAAAAGGGCGAAGUGGCCACUGCAUGUGUGCAGAUGAAUCGGAUAUUUACAUUUUUGGAGGAUACAGCCCGAUGGACGAUCGAAAUGGGGUAAGGCAAAGUCGCGUUUUGCCCGAGUUGUGGAGAUUCAAUUUCGCCUCACAGAAGUGGUCGCAAGUGGACGCAGAUAAUACUCCGAUUACGUGUGCAUCUUCGUCCAUAGCCGUGCGAAAUAAGCAAGUGUUCGUCUUCGGUGGAACUGGGUACCCGUUUGGUCAAAUAAUGAGCAAUACCAUUAAUACUCUGAAACUGAACGUUCCAGCCCUGCAGGCAGCGGGGGAAAGCAUGUUUGACAAGCAGAAGAUGAAACACACCUGGCAGCUUCUUAAGACAAGGGCGCCGUCCUUCAGCGAAGACAGCGAGGAAGAAGAUAAUACCCCUCCUCCGGCAUAUGGACAGAGUCUGAUGUUCCACAAGAACGCACUCUACAUUUUUGGUGGGGCCAUUGGGUAUUACUGUGAGGCUGUUUCUGAUCUCCAUAAGCUGAACCUUAACACGCUGUGUUGGGAAAGGCUACGCCCCACUGGCAGGAUCCCAAGUGGCCGAUACAAGCAGGAAGUUGUUCUGGACAAUGAUAGAUUCUAUGUGCUGGGUGGAGGACGGUUGCACUAUGCAGAAGGACUCGACAAAAUUUACGCCUACGACAUCGCCCACAACCAUUGGUCGGAAGUGAUCACAAAACCGGACCCAGAGCACGGCUACCCUCGUCCAAGAUGCAGCUUCGGGUGUGCACAAGAUGGCAAGAAUGUGUACAUCAGUGGUGGACGUCACUACAGUGCCGAUGUUGAGCACAGAUCACUGAUGGACAUUUGGCAUUUACAUCUGGACACCUUCCAGUGGAAGAAACUCAAGAUGAAGCUUCCUGAUGCGCUGUAUUUUCACAGCGCCAUAGUAUCACCAUCGGGGCACAUGUACAUUUUUGGAGGGGUCCACAGGGAUGGUUUCCGUGCUCCCUAUUUGUACAAGAUCCGACUUCCACACACCAUGCCAAAGUUGGCCGAGAUCUGCUGGGAGAAAUUGUGCGUAAUAUCCCGUGUUCAAAAGGUGUUGACCGCUGGUAAUUUGACUGAAAUGGGUGUACCAUGGAAUCUCGUUGAUCGAAUCCAUUGAUUUCAAAGGUUAAAAGAGGUUAUAGAUAUCCGAAAUAUUAAGUUGUGUCUGAAAUGUUGUUGUUUUUUUUGUCGUUGGAUAUGUAAGUGAUAAUAGCCUUUGCUUUGCUUUUAUUUUUUGACCUUUUUUAAUACAUAACCAAUGCAUAGCUAAAGUCAUGUGUAACUUUUAAUAACUAAUGUUGCUUUUCAUCAUAUAAAAUUUCAUUUUAUUUAAAGCUAUUUUAAAAACAAAGUUCAUUUAAAAAUUGUCUGUGAUUUUUAUUCAAAGCAUUUUCAUUCAAAAGUAUUCUUUGUAUGUUUUGAACAAGAAAAUUUAGUUGUAAUUGAAUUUCAAAAAGAAAGACUUGGGCAAACAAGUACAUGAGCACCUUAAGAGUUUAAUGCUUUUGCAAAAAGCUAUUCAAGGUUUUAAGUUAUGUUAAACAUAUACAUCACAAAGAUUUUUAUUUACUUUUUUAACAUGUUUCAUUUUAUUAAUACCAUUUUGUGUUGUUUUAAGUGUUUCAAAGUUGUGUGUUUUGUGUGACUUUUAUUUUAUACCAUAUGGCAUAUUUGCCUAUAAAUGUAAAAAAAUGGUAUUUUGUGUCCCAUUAAAAGUAAAAGGUCAAUUUUUAUUUUAGGCUUCAGAGGUUUUAUUAUAAAUUGUUUUUUGUUUUAAUAGUUAAAUUAUUCUCACCUUAUUGUGAUGCAAAACUGUGUAUUAUUGAUUAGUAAAGCAAUAUUUUAGAUGUUCCUAUUGAUAACCUUUGACACCUUGAGAAAGGUAUUUUAUUUACAGUAGCUGAAAUAUUUUUGACAUGAUAAACAUUUUGCCUGAAGCAUUUUACGAUUUGUUUAUGUUUGAGAAGAGGUAUUUUCUUUUCCUGGUUUUUUAUUUACCAAUUUCAAUAUAUGUCAUCUGAAUGAUUAAAUAGAAUUUAAAAUUUUAACUUAAGUCUCCAAUUAAAAAAAUAUUGCUAAAAACUUGUGCUUAUGGAAAUAAAAUGUGUCUCAUAGAGUUACCAAAAAAAAGUUUAGCUCACCUACCUAGUCUAAUCUUUUUGGCCAUAUUAGUGGAAAUAAAUGACAUUUAAUUUUUCUCCAUGUGGAUAUCAAUUUAAAAUGUCUUAUUUGUGAAUGCUGGCCAAGAUUUAAACUUGAAGAAUCAUUGUAUCAUAAUUAAAAUGUUGUCACAUUUUUGUUGUAUUUAGCUUUUAUUUUGUAUAUAGUUCUACAUGUACAUAUACAUUCUAUUCCAUACCUAGUGUCACAAUAGGCUGAACGUUGUGCUGGUUUGUUUGCUAUAAAAAACUUUAUUUUUGUUGUUGACAUGUUACUGGAUUAUAAUUCUUGUUACUUAUUUGAAUUUUAUUUAUUUUUUAAUAGUAAUAUAAUUAAAAGUAGUGAUAACAUUCAUAAUAAUUAAUAAAUAAUAAUAAUUAUAGUAAUAAAACUAUUGUUAGUAUUAUUAUUAAUUGUAUUACAGGUAUUAUUAUUUGAUCUGCAAGGAAACCCGUUCAAAAAACUUUUCAGAAUGGUUUUUUUCUUAUUAAACCAUGUUUUUUAAAACUAGUAUUUUAAAACAAAUAACAGUAUACAAUUCUGAAAUGGUCAGUCUCUUCAAUUCUUAAUACAUGUACUAGUACUAAACGUGGUUGGGAGACAAAGGGACAGUAAAGCCUCUGGAAUGCUGGCUUUAGUGUUUUAAGCUUUGUGAUUGUAUUGAUUUAUAAAAAUAUUAUGUAAUUUUAUGUCAUAUUAAACCAGCUUUUUAAAAGGGCUUUACAUUAGACAAUGUGUAUACAUGUAUAUUUUAUGAUGUUACUGUUUUAACAUGAGAUUAAGGAUUUUCUUGUUUUGUUCCCUUGAUUCUGUGAAUGGGUAAGUGCAAAACAAAGUCAACAGUGUAUGUUUUACGUUUCUUAUGUCAGGGGAUCUUCAUUCUGGCAGAUAAUGUUUAGUGUUUUAUCAAUUGUCUAUUUGAAUAGUGAUGCAACUUGUUAAAUUAAUCCUCUAGUCAAACAUCCGUAUUGUUGUUGGGAUUAUGGAUUUAUGUAUCCCUCCUGGGGCUUUCUCUUCCAUUUGCCAAAUUAGCCAAUGGCUACCAAAAAAAGAAAUUAUGUGUAAAAAACGUACAUGUGGCCACAAGUUUUUCUUCAUUAUCACCUAUAAGUUAUCCAAAUAAGAAGAAUUUAAGACAUAAAAAGCAUUUUGAGCUGGGGGGUCUCUAUUCUGGCUUAUUGUCAGAUACGUGUCUAUCAUCUGUCAUUGAAAUCAUUUUAAAUAUUGUCUCCAGCUCAUUUUUGCUUGUUUAAUAACAAGAUUUUGACUUAUUUUUUUUAUAAAAUGUAUCAUUUAUCCAGCCAUAUAUAGAAAAAUAUAGAUAACUGUCAUUUAAAGUUAGUUUAUUGAUACAUUGAGAGAAAUAUGGACAAGCUGAUGUUUAUUAUUUGACAACUAAAAUUUGUUUAGAGAAAUUGUAUGACAAAAUGAGUUGUUUUCAGAGAAAACUGGGCAUAAUGCAUAUGCGUAAAGUGUUGUCCCAGAUUAGCCUUUGCAGUCCGCACAGGCUUAUCAGGGACGACACUUUCCGCCUAAAUUGGAUUUUUGCUAAGUAGACACUUUAUUUUAACGAAAAAUGUCAUAAAAGCCGAAAGUGUCGUCACUGAUUAGCCUGUGCGGACUGCACAGUCUAAUCAGGGACGACACUUUACACACAAGCAUUAAGCCCAGUUUUCUAAGAAAAAGGCUCAUAUAAUCUCAACACAUAUUACUGAUAUUUGGAUCAUGAUAUUGUACAUUGUGAUAAUUUUAAUGAGGCCAGGAUCAUUGGACAUUUUUAUAUAUUUGAAUAAACUAUGCAACAAGAUU